AUGGAGGCAGUCGGCCUGUUACUGAUUGUCCUCUUUGUUUCAGGUGCUUUGGCUGAUUGUCCUGGUCAAGUAGACCUCUUCAUAACUGCACCAAAGAAGAUGGAAGCACUGAGUGGAUCUUGUCUCCAAAUCCCAUGUAGCUUCAGAUUCAGAGAAGAACAGAAAUUUACCAACACAAGAAAAAUCUUUGGAGUGUGGAUUAAAAAUGAUCCUAGAUUUAAAAAUAAUCCAAACAAUGUGAUCUUCAACUGUAGUGGAGCAGUUAGCAUCUAUUCAAUGAGUAUUACUGGGAACCUGAGUGAGAGAAACUGCACCACUCUGUUUACUAAUUUAACCUCCACACACACAGACACAUACUUCUUCAGAGUAGAGAAAGAACCAGUCAAGGCGACAGCUUCAUGCGAUCCUCUUCAAAUAACAGUCAGAGAUUCUCCCUGGAGGCCCAAGAUUACAGUCUCAGGUGAUCUGAAGGAGAAGGAGUCUGUCACUAUAACCUGCUCAGCUUUCACUCCCUGUCCACACUCCCCUCCUGAACUCACCUGGAAUCUCCAACAAGACUCUCACAACAAAAUAGAGGAAAACACAGAUGGAAGCUUUACAACUAAAAUCCAGCAGACCAUCACUCUGUCAGACACACAUGAUGGAAAGAAGAUCAACUGCUCUGCCAGAUAUCCUGUGAACCAAGGAGAAGAAACCAAGACAGCAGAGACAGAAGAGACUCUCAGUGUUUCAUAUGCUCCUAAAAGCACCACAACAGGCGGCUGGGUGAACCUGACCUGCUCCAGCAGAGCCAAACCUCCAGUCAGCAGCUUCACCUGGUUCAAGAAGAGCACAGAUGGACCUGUGAGAGUAUCUGAAGGACAGAUUUACAGCUUCAGUGUAACAAAUGGAGUUUAUUACUGUGUGGCCACUAAUGAUCUGGGUACUCAGACAUCAGCAGAGAUUCAUGUGAAUAUUGAAGGUGAACAGGCAGAAAUAUUAUUUGGUGUCCUCGCUAUACUGAAGACUGUGGGAAUCAUAAUGCUUGUGAGCACACUGGUCAUCUUUGAGUGCUGGUUCAGAUCAAAACGCUCCAACAAACCAGAGACAGAAAGCUGUCAGAUGAGCAGAGUUACAUCACAGCCCAACAACUAAAGUGUCUGCAAGUCCAGGAGGACAAACUGCCUCAAAAUAUCACUUCAUUCACUGUGAAGAACUGAAGGAUUAGUUAGUGAGAACUUAAAGUG
This is a messenger RNA of Archocentrus centrarchus (flier cichlid), 1226 nucleotides long. RefSeq names its product myelin-associated glycoprotein-like. The record is from RefSeq and is a predicted model, not a curated record. The coding region runs from base 1 to 1134 and encodes 377 amino acids. NCBI's taxonomy places the organism in Eukaryota, Metazoa, Chordata, Actinopteri, Cichliformes, Cichlidae. The transcript has 6 exons.